GACGGUGACAGGACUAAAUGACGUGGCAACCUGCUUUUGUAAACGUAUUACAAACACUGUUGGUAGAUCUCACGGCCAGGAAUAGCGUCACGUGGCGAAAAUCUAGUGGUAGUUGGUUCUUCGUUGCUUGGUACGUUACGUAUUAAAGGGAACCGAGGGAGAACCGUUGGGUGUCACCUACUACUACAGCUACCACGAUCUUUGCCGGUUUCGUGGAAUCGGAAAAUGGCGGAGAGAGAUGCGGCAGCGAAAGGCGGAGGAGACGGCGACGAUGCCAUUAGGGUUUGUGGUAUGCAGUUCGCGUACGAUGUUCAGGAUCCUCUCUUCUUCGACUUCAAUCUCGAACUCCCCGCCGGAUCUCGCUGCCUUCUAGUUGGCGCCAACGGAUCUGGGAAGACAACGCUAUUGAAGAUUCUCGCAGGAAAGCAUAUGGUCGGAGGGAAGAACGUUGUACAAGUUCUGAACCGUUCAGCUUUUCACGAUACUAAGCUCGUCUGCAGUGGUGACUUGGCUUAUCUUGGAGGAUCAUGGAGCAAAACCGUUGGUUCUGCUGGCGAGGUUCCUCUCCAGGGAGACUUCUCGGCUGAACAUAUGAUAUUUGGAGUUGAAGGGAUUGAUCCUGCGAGAAGGGAAAAGUUGAUUGAGCUUCUUGACAUCGAUCUUCAAUGGCGUAUGCAUAAGGUCUCUGAUGGGCAGAGGCGUCGCGUGCAAAUCUGCAUGGGUCUUUUGCAUCCAUUCAAGGUAUUGUUAUUGGAUGAGGUUACAGUUGACCUUGAUGUAGUUGCUAGAAUGGAUUUGCUGGAAUUCUUCAAAGAAGAAUGUGAGCAGAGGGGAGCUACAAUUGUAUAUGCCACUCACAUCUUCGACGGACUGGAGACAUGGGCCACACAUCUUGCGUACGUUCAUGACGGCGAGCUGAAGCGCUCUGCCGAGACAAAGGAGAUCGAAGAGCUGAAAACAUCGGCCAAUCUGCUUUCAGUGGUUGAGGAUUGGCUCCGUUCAGAGACCAAAGAUGAGAACAAGAAAAAGAAGAAACCUGCGCAGAACACAAGCCAAAGUCCAUUUGGUAUGUCCUCCAGGCACAUGGCUUAUUACCGAUAAUCUUUUUCCCUUCAAAAAUCCGACAUGGGAGUCUUUAGAUCCAUGUUGAGUAAUGGUAGCAGAAAGAGUCAAAGGACAGGUUACAUUGAAUUUUUUUUUUUAUUUUUUUUUUGCAUACUUUCCUCAUUGAAGAAUAUAUUUGAACUGUUGAGUAAAAUAAGAGUUUCUUUA
Tarenaya hassleriana is the source of this 1272-nucleotide messenger RNA. RefSeq names its product ABC transporter I family member 21-like. Gene Ontology annotation, molecular function: ATP hydrolysis activity; ATP binding. The transcript is spliced from 6 exons. NCBI's taxonomy places the organism in Eukaryota, Viridiplantae, Streptophyta, Magnoliopsida, Brassicales, Cleomaceae. The record is from RefSeq and is a predicted model, not a curated record. Bases 226 to 1101 code for a protein of 291 amino acids.